This is a messenger RNA of Ambispora leptoticha, 2487 nucleotides long. Lineage: Eukaryota; Fungi; Glomeromycota; Glomeromycetes; Archaeosporales; Ambisporaceae. The record is from the annotation of a GenBank genome assembly.
AUGAAUUUCGAAGACACCGAUGAAGGAUUAGUCGUAGUCAAAUCAGAUGGUCAGUUUGCUGUGCCUCCGAAUGAAACACCGGAAGAAGAUGCCAAUGGUGCCAUCAACUAUUAUGCUCGAAUUGAAAGAGGAGAAUCAAAAGAUAUUCUUUGGCGAGAAAAGCUUGGGAUGGCGUUGGCAGAUCAACUGCGCGAGAAAAGGGGACAGCAGAUACGCUCGCGAAUAUUGAAGGAAUUACCAAAUGGCUAUUCUCUAUACUGCCAUUAUUCACGUAGAGAUCAAACUGUUGAUCUCAGAAAAGAUGUAUACCUAUAUGGGAAAGUUGGAUCUCCGCGUUUUCGUUCACCUAACGAGUUUGCACCACAUUUAUACUGGCUUGCCACAAACAGGGAGGAGCCAUGCAAGUGUAAAUAUUGCGGAAAACUAAAGAAUACGCCACAAGUUAUUGUCGAGAGAAAAAGAACCAGAAUGAGUAUCACGUCAACGGCUGUUGCGACUAUUGACAAAAGUAAUAAAAAGCCCAACAAUGUAAAAAUAUCAAAGAAGGGAAAGAUUUCUCGAACAUUUCGACUUGGCGAAAUCGUAUGGUUCGAUAUAAGUGACGCAUCAGAUUCCAAUUUCGCGUCAAUUGCUGGCCUGGUUGAUCUAGACAACCAGGAUCAUGUAUUACGAUAUUGGCCGUCUGUUAUCCAUCAUGUCGGGCAAGAACAACGACAACUGCGACAACGCCCAGAUACGGAAGGUGACAAGACGCUUUACACCGUCCAGCUUCUGGCAUUAUCAAUUAAUGAAAUCGUAACGAAAACAUCACUACGUCCCUGGCUUUUCUGUCGACCAACAACUUUAACAAAAGCGUCAACAGACAGCUUGGUUAAAGUCAACAAGACAAAUUAUCAGUUGUUAAGCUAUUAUGAAGCCUACGAAAAAGCAAUCAAUGCAGUAAAUAACGUAAUAAAAUCCUAUUGCCCCAGGAAAGACUACGUCUAUGUAGAGACGAGAACAAGGUUAAAAGCUGUUGAAGAGCGAGAAAAAAUUCGGAUGAAUCAAAUGACCGCAUUUCCUCAUUAUCGUGAGAUAUUUUUCGGUGCAGAAAAAAUCAGAGAAUGGGAUUUUGUACGAUUGCGCCCUGAAAGUCAAUUAUCUUCCUCGGAUGGUUCAACGUCAUCAAUGGCGAAUAAUGAAGCUGCAACAGAGAGAAAUGAAUAUUUUCAUAUAUCUACCAUAUAUUACCAUCGAGGAAAAGGAAUUCAAUUCACUGGGGAUCUAUAUGAAAUGGCUCUGCCAGCUCUUACAGAAAAACCUACAAUCGAAGAACAUUUCAAUUGGAUACCACUUAAUGAAACCAAUGAAGAAUAUACCAUCGAGCUGUCAGAUGUCAUGGGUCGCUUCUACGUAAAUUACCCGAAUCUUGAUGAUUCCAUGCCUAUAAAAGAAAAUAACAUGAAAGAUGAAAAUGGACGCAAUGAACUUUUAGCAAUCACCAAAAAAAGACCUUUGCAAGGUCCUGAAAGCAAACAGCUCGUUAAAAAACCAAAACCCCAUGAUAAUCAUUCGAAUAGAAAUUCUUCAAGGUCUUCAGAUAAACCUCAAGAAAAAGGAAAGGUCGCAAGUAAUAAAGAAGCUGGAAAAUCCACGAUAGCAGAUUCAGCUCGAACAACGGAUGGAGCUACGUCAAGUUUACGUCCUGAUAAUCCUCCAGCCAACGUGUGUUGGUCUGGUAAAAUUUCGUGGCCAAAGUCUGCAGACCAGCGAUCUUUGCAAGGGGCGCCAUCGUUGUCUCUACAUAUACCCGAGAAAAUAUCUUGGUACUUUGGCAUCGAUAUUAUGGCAUAUUCAAUACCAGUUGUUUCAACACAAAAACGCAAUGUCUAUGAACAUUUUCCGAGAAAUUUGACCAUUUCAGCUAUAUCUAACCUUGCGCCGUUUCAAGCUUAUGACCAAUCAAUGGGAGAUUUGGUGCAUUUCUUCCCGGACUCUAAUUAUCCUUUUCCUGAGAAUAAUAAUCUUAAUUUUAGCGUGUUAGCAAAGACCUUGGAAAAUAACAACAUCUCAGCAGUUGCUUCUUCCGGGAAGCUCACUGUCUUUUUUAAAUCUGACGAUGGUACCAACAUAAUUGGUCUUUGUGCUCGUGAUCAUCGGGAAUCAACAAUUCAAUAUAGUAGGAAUCCAGCGUCAAAAAAUUUACAAUGCGUCAACAUAAAAAACGAACUGCAACAAACAAUUGAGAUGUCCAACUUGAGAAAUAUCACGGAUCUAAUCCGCGAGAUAGUCGAGGCAUUCAGCAUUCCUUUGCGAGGCUUGAAAAAACCCGAAGACAUUGGGUUGAGAUUUCUUGAUAAAGACCAACAAUUGUACCACGUCCUUGGAACAUCAUCUUCAUAUGAACUCCCCGCCCGCGCGGAUUCUAAAUUUACUGAUUCUUUGGAUUUUGUCAAAGAGCAUGCAGCAAAAUUGAUAAUAGAAUAUGAAAUGCAAGCGUCAAUAUAA